CCUCGGCGGAUCCCUGUCCCAUAAGUCUACGCGCGUCGUCCUCCUCGCCCUCCAGGCCGCUUGCUUCCAGCCGGGAAUCUCCCCGCCGCAGCUCUGCUAUCCGCCCUCCACUCUCAGCCAUGUUGCCCGCUACUCUGCUCCGCCGCUCGGGUCUUGGCCGAGUCGUGCGCCAGGCUCGGGCCUACGCCGAGGCCGCCGCCGCCCCGGCCUCUGCAGCAGGCCCAGGGCAGAUGUCCUUCACCUUCGCCUCACCCACUCAGGUGUUCUUCAACGGAGCCAACGUCAGGCAGGUGGAUGUUCCCACGCAGACAGGAGCCUUUGGCAUCUUAGCAUCCCACGUGCCCACUCUGCAGGUCCUGCGGCCAGGGUUGGUUGUGGUUCACGCUGAGGAUGGCACCACCUCCAAAUACUUUGUGAGCAGCGGCUCUGUCACAGUUAAUGCUGACUCUUCUGUGCAGUUACUGGCUGAAGAAGCUGUGACACUGGACAUGCUGGACCCCGGGGUGGCCAAGGCGAACCUGGAGAAGGCGCAGUCGGAGCUGUUGGGGGCUGCAGAUGAGGCAUCAAGGGCUGAGAUCCAAAUCCGUAUUGAGGCCAAUGAGGCCCUGGUGAAGGCUCUGGAGUAGGCGGUGUGUGCCUUCAUGGUGGCUAUGGCAGGGAAAGCCAGGGAAAAUGAGGCCUGGAGUUGGAGGGGUGUCCUGGCCAGAUUGAGCCAGCUCUUGUGGUCAGGCUGACUAGGGGGAGGGGGGAGUGAGCAAGCUGGCCAGCCACCCUUGGAGCAGCACUUUUUUUGGGGGGGAGCUGACCUUACUAGGAAACCACUAGGGGGCAGCAUGGUGACAGCUUCUGCCCAGAGCACCCUUUGGGGCCCUGCCCCUUUGGAGCCAAAUAAACCCAUGGGAUUAAGUCCCUUGCCCUUGCUGGCAGGCCUGGUGGCUGGGGGCAAGCUUGGGUGCUUGCCUUGCCCAUGUGGGGGUACUGUCAUCCUGAGGGGCUCUCCUCCCAUCUCCCAGGAUUUCCAUGGGCUGAUGUGCCCACUACUCCUCUGUCCCUGCAUAGCCUGCUGCAGAAAUCUGCUUCUGGCCACUUCCAAUGGACAGUUUGCCCCCUUCCCAAGCCCCCUAUUAAAGACCUGGGACCCGA
This is a messenger RNA of Phacochoerus africanus (Common warthog), 1143 nucleotides long. RefSeq names its product ATP synthase F1 subunit delta (gene ATP5F1D). The transcript has 4 exons. Bases 120 to 626 code for a protein of 168 amino acids. The record is from RefSeq and is a predicted model, not a curated record. Gene Ontology annotation, biological process: proton motive force-driven ATP synthesis. NCBI's taxonomy places the organism in Eukaryota, Metazoa, Chordata, Mammalia, Artiodactyla, Suidae. Gene Ontology annotation, molecular function: proton-transporting ATP synthase activity, rotational mechanism.